UUCAAUAACCCAUUCAAUCAUAAACCGGGCAUUGAGCACUCGCACACAGAAGGUCCCAUUCAGAUCGAUGUUUCAGACACUGCUACUCUGGAUAAAGUUCGCCGUGCAAGUACAUAAUAGGCCACUGAUCUACAUACUUAGUAUUCAGAUCAGUGGUGUAGACCUGUUAUGCUAAGUUGAGUCUACGUUUCUAGAAUAUACAAAGUAAGGUGUGAACCGGUGUGAAAUGGAGUGGGAUUCAUGUGCUUCGACUGCAGAGAAAAUAAUGGAGAUGCUCUGACCUAUGCACAUUGUUGACAGAUACCAUCAUUUUUAUUAGCCCCCUUUUAUACAUGAGUUGUAAUCCAGUCGUGAACAUUGACGCAGAUUUAUAUUCAACUAUAUAGAACGCCGGUGUUCAAACAGAAACACUAUCAUUGAGAAAGAAUAUUUUAUACGCCUCAUAGGAUUGUUGAACCGCUGAGCAAGAAGGAUUGCGUUUUUGUGCACUUCGAGGUCGAUUAACGCAUAAUGCAGGUGCAGCUGCAACGUAACUUAAGUAUAUAACGGCUUGCUUAAUCACCCUUUCUCCUGGAAUAUAUGGUGAUAUAAUGAGCGAUAUGUCGAUGUCCUCAAGAGUCCGAUGUCCCUUUUGUGCCUUUAAGAGCCUGGUCGAACGAGAAGUAAACUUUUUGUUUCAUCUUGAAGGCAUUUGUUCCGGUGCCAGGAUCAUCGUUUCCUUGACGAAUGCAAUGAGGUCAAAGAGUCAUAGCUUCACUCUUGCAACAAUCUCGCAAGGGUUGGUGGACCACGGACACCACGUAACGGUCCUAUCAGGGUCAAACAGAGGUACUGACGGAUUCAAGGAGACUUCCUUCAACGAUUCCUUAAUCUACAAGAUACCCUACACACAGGACGAGACGGAUGACCUACAGGAUAAGUUUACGAGAGUGUCCUUCAAGAAAAGAUCGGUAGUGGACUAUGCUGAAUUGCUUCCUGUUGCGGGGGAAUACUUCCAAGUCGUAUCCACCAGUUGCAAGAGUCUCUUUGACGAUCCAUCGCAUCUGCAACGUCUCAAGGACAAAUCCUAUGAUGCCAUUAUCGGGAUUCCUUUCUGCCCUUGUGAUGGUCUCCUAGCGGAAUACCUGAACAUCAGCUUUAUCGCAUUCACAGCCUCGUUCCGUUACGAAACUUUCAAUGAAUUCACGGUUGGGAUACCGGCCCCUAGUUCCUAUGUUCCCUUCCCUCUCAUAGAAGCCCUCACGGAUGAGAUGACUUUCUCGGAGCGCAUCUACAACGCGUUCUAUCGCUUUGUCUUUGUCAAGUAUCUCCUGCACGUGUGGUCCAAGCCCUUUGUGGCCAUUCAGCAGAAGCUUCACAUCUCACCACAUCUGUCCAUUGACGACAUACUCGGCAAGGCCAAGCUUUGGUUAGUGAACACCAACUUCGCCUUGGACUUUCCACGACCAACAGCCCCGGUAUGGAUACCAAUUGGUGGCAUCUUGACAGAGGAAUCAAAACCAUUGCAACAGGGAUUCGCCAGUACAGACUGA
Messenger RNA from Lytechinus pictus (painted urchin), 1532 nucleotides. Its product is annotated as UDP-glucuronosyltransferase 2A3-like. Lineage: Eukaryota; Metazoa; Echinodermata; Echinoidea; Temnopleuroida; Toxopneustidae. The transcript is spliced from 3 exons. The record is from RefSeq and is a predicted model, not a curated record. Bases 591 to 1532 code for a protein of 313 amino acids. Gene Ontology annotation, molecular function: UDP-glycosyltransferase activity.